Molecule: messenger RNA, 300 nt
Organism: Microthlaspi erraticum
Lineage: Eukaryota; Viridiplantae; Streptophyta; Magnoliopsida; Brassicales; Brassicaceae
Source: the annotation of a GenBank genome assembly
AUGAACUACGACUGGCUUGAUCCCGGCAUGGGGUUCCCGUCUCGGCAAGGACCCAGAAGUAACGACUUCUGCCCUCAACCGGUAACUGAGUUCCUACCGAAGACAUCGGCAACGCAAGCACCGCACGCAAAGCAUAAUUCCGAAAUAACGCAACACACCGACGUUCUGGCCCAACGCUCGGAUGCACUUAAACGCAGCACCCGUGGACUGAUCACCCACAAAAGACGAGAGCACGCACCUCGCACGACACCAGCCAUACGGGCAAGAAAAAACCGCUAUCGUUACACGCAUCGGACUUAA